Drosophila yakuba is the source of this 1433-nucleotide messenger RNA. RefSeq names its product UV excision repair protein RAD23 homolog A (gene Rad23). Lineage: Eukaryota; Metazoa; Arthropoda; Insecta; Diptera; Drosophilidae. The transcript is spliced from 5 exons. Gene Ontology annotation, cellular component: cytosol; nucleoplasm. The record is from RefSeq and is a predicted model, not a curated record. Gene Ontology annotation, biological process: proteasome-mediated ubiquitin-dependent protein catabolic process; nucleotide-excision repair. The coding region runs from base 98 to 1333 and encodes 411 amino acids. Gene Ontology annotation, molecular function: ubiquitin binding; damaged DNA binding; polyubiquitin modification-dependent protein binding.
UGAUGACAAAUCGUUUUGUCAAGCGUUUUUUGGGAAGCGCGAGUCAGCUUGUGCAUAUGUAUAUUAAAUACAGUUUUGGUUUUGUCUAAUAUACAAGAUGAUUAUUACAAUAAAAAAUCUUCAACAGCAAACUUUUACUAUAGAGUUUGCCCCGGAAAAAACGGUUUUGGAACUCAAGAAGAAAAUAUUCGACGAGCGCGGUCCAGAGUACGUCGCCGAAAAACAAAAACUGAUUUAUGCUGGCGUCAUAUUGACGGAUGACCGUACUGUUGGUUCAUACAAUGUUGAUGAAAAAAAGUUCAUUGUGGUAAUGUUAACACGCGAUUCAUCUAGUUCAAAUCCUAAUCAGCUUGGUGUAAAAGAAAGUGACAAAUUGACUAGCACUGACAAUUUAAAGGAUUCAAUGCCCCGCGAAGAAUCCAACCAUAGUAAUUCCCCCCCUGUCACCAGAAAUUCAGAAGAGUCAAUUUUAUUAAGUGAAACCACACCUAUAUCUACUGACAACUUAAUUGGCGAGUUGGCCCAGGCUUCCUUACAAUCGCGCGCUGAAUCUAAUUUGCUUAUGGGUGACGAAUACAACCAAACUGUCCUAUCAAUGGUGGAAAUGGGUUACCCACGAGAGCAGGUGGAACGUGCGAUGGCUGCUAGCUAUAACAACCCGGAAAGAGCCGUUGAAUAUCUCAUUAAUGGCAUACCUGCAGAGGAAGGUACUAUUGACAAUGACGUCAAUGAGUCAACGAAUCCUAACGGACCACAAACUGGGUCGGCAUCCUCUGUCGAGCGUCCAUCAGAAUCAAAUUCAGACCCCUUUGAAUUUUUACGUAGUCAGCCACAGUUUCUUCAAAUGCGUUCUUUAAUAUAUCAAAACCCCCACCUUUUGCAUGCGGUAUUGCAGCAGAUUGGUCAGACAAACCCAGCCCUUUUACAACUUAUUUCGGAGAACCAGGAUGCGUUUCUUAAUAUGCUAAAUCAACCGAUUGAACGCGAAUCAGAGUCAAGCGCAACAGUACCCCGCGUUUCGAGUGCGCGAACUCAUUCAACUCUGGCUAAUGUUAACAACCUGUUUUCGUCAGAUUUAGAAGCCGCUUCAGCCGAAAGAUCGACAGUGGCUACAAGUGCAGCACAACAAAGUGGUAGCGCAGCGGAAAACGAAGAUUUGGAACAACCUUUAGGAGUUUCAACCAUUCGUCUAAAUCGCCAAGAUCAGGACGCAAUAGAACGGCUUAAAGCCCUAGGAUUUCCAGAGGCCCUUGUACUGCAAGCGUACUUCGCUUGUGAAAAAAACGAAGAACUAGCAGCUAAUUUUUUGCUUUCUUCAAGCUUCGAUGACUAAGAUGAACAAAUGUAAGAAGUUAUAAAUAUAAAAUACACCGGAAGCGUUACAAUUAAUGUUAGAUGUUUUAAAAUUAAAUGUAAAAUGUCAAACAUAAAAA